This is a messenger RNA of Salvia miltiorrhiza (redroot sage), 1222 nucleotides long. RefSeq lists its product as uncharacterized. NCBI's taxonomy places the organism in Eukaryota, Viridiplantae, Streptophyta, Magnoliopsida, Lamiales, Lamiaceae. Bases 525 to 938 code for a protein of 137 amino acids. The transcript is spliced from 2 exons. The record is from RefSeq and is a predicted model, not a curated record.
UUUGGUGAAUUCGAUUAAUUUCAUUUUUUCUUUUUGUUCACACGCUUUAUUGAAAAUUUGAUUUCCAAUUAAAAAGCUUCUUAUUGUUGCCGAAAUUGCAUUUUUUUAUAUAUAUUUCUUCAUUUAAUUCUCUGGAGAACUACAGUAGGAAAUAUUUCUAAUUAUGCGCAAAUUGAAGUGUAUCAUGUAUGUCGUUAAUUAGAAGAGUCAAGACAUUUGAUUGGGCUUGAGUGUCACCAGCAUUCAUGUUGUGCGUGAUGAUUGAAGCUUCCUCAUCGUGAUUGAAAUGUUUGAUUGUGAAGAUAUGCAGCUAAGUUGUUUGUCAAAAUGUCUGAUGCCACACACACACACACCACUCACAUUUUGUACCAAUUUUUCUAUAUAUUUAUUUAUUUUCCCUAAAAGAUAAUCAAAUAAUGGUUCCUCAUUUCCGUGGCGAUGACUCGAACCCCCAACCUAAUGGUUGAAAGGGAAGAGUUUUGCCAAUUGAGUUGGGCUUCGUUGUCACAUUGUUUGCGACUACUAUGGUUUCAGGAAUGGCUGGGAAAGCAGUGAAAUCUGUUGCAAAAGCAGUUGGAGAAUACCAGUACCCGUGGCGAGAGAAGCUGACGAAAUACAGAGAUGAGCUGUCGAAGGGUGUGUGGGGUUACUGGGAGCUUGGUGCUUGGAAGCCUCUAGCUAUCAGUGCACGUCACAGGGCUCGGAUCCGCAAAGAGGUCCUCCUUGCUGGAGGUGAUUGGGAAUUUGAUCCAGAGCGGAAGGAGAUGAAGACCAAGAGGAAAGGGCACAAGGUUGAUAGGCUGGCUGCUGAGAAGCGAGCGAAUACUGCUAGACUUAUGGGGGAGAUGCCCAAGAUGUUGGAUGAUUAUAAGAAGAGAAGAUGGGAGAGGAAGAUGAAAGCGGAAGAGGACGCUGCCAAGAAGAGGUUGAACGAGUAGCUAACACCUCAGCGGUCAGACCUCUCGAUUCAUGGUAUUAAAAACUGGAUUGCGUUCUUGUUCGGUAUCACCUAGAAACUUAUGAUGCUUUGUUAGCUCCUACAUAAGUCUGGUGAUGAACAUCUGUUUUGAACCCUUAUGUUAUGAGGCAAUUGUGGGAGUUCUUUUUAGUUACUUGUUUCCUCUUUGGCCUGCUAGAAACUGAGAUGCUGAUGAAUAACAGGAUAUUAUGUGGAAAGAAGGAACUUUUGAACAAUGCAGUUGUUAUAAUAUUGUUUAAUGAA